AUGGCACCUCUCAGACCCGGAAUCUACGCCCCCACAAUGACCUUCUUCGACCCCGUCACCGAGGACGUCGACUAUCCCACAAUCAAGAAGCACGCCGUCCGCCUUGCGAAGGCCGGCCUCGCCGGCCUAAUCCCCAUGGGCUCCAACGGUGAAGCUGUGCACCUCAACCGCGAGGAGAAGCGCAAAAUCACCCGCGCCACCCGUGACGCCCUCGACGAAGCCGGCUUCCCUGAAGUCUCCGUCAUGGUUGGGUGCAGCGAGCAGUCCGUCCGCGGCACCAUCGAGCUGUGCAAGGAGGCCGCCGAGUCCGGCGGUGACUCGGUGCUGCUCAUCCCCGCCAGCUACUACCGCUACGCCAUGACCGAGGAGGCCAUCUACCAGUACUUUACGCGCGUGGCCGACGGCUCCCCGAUCCCGAUUGUGCUGUACAACUACCCGGGUGCGGUUGCGGGGAUCGACAUGGACAGCGACCUGCUGCUGCGGCUGUCGGAACACCCGAAUAUCGUCGGGACAAAGUUCACGUGUGGCAACACUGGGAAGCUUGCGCGUGUGGCGCUGGCGAAGAAGGCGGCAACGGCGACGGAUGCGGGGAGCGGGUACAUGGCGUUUGCGGGUAUGGCGGACUUUUUGCUGCAGGGACUGUUGGUCGGCGGAAGUGGUGUGAUUGCUGGUGGAGCCAAUGUGGCGCCGAAGGCGUGUGUGAAGGUGUUUAACUUGUUCGCGGAGGGCAAGGUUGAGGAGGCGACGAAGGCGCAGAUCGCGCUGUCCAAGGGCGAUUGGUUCUUGACAAAGACGGCCAUUCCGGGAACCAAGAGUGCGAUUCAGAGCUACUAUGGAUAUGGAGGGUACCCCAGACAGCCGCUGCAGAGGUUGGCACCUGAGGCGGAGAAGAAGUUGGCGGAGAACAUCAAGGAGUUGAUGGCAUGGGAGAACAGUUUGUAG
Morchella importuna is the source of this 942-nucleotide messenger RNA. RefSeq lists its product as uncharacterized. The record is from RefSeq and is a predicted model, not a curated record. Gene Ontology annotation, molecular function: 4-hydroxy-tetrahydrodipicolinate synthase activity. The coding region runs from base 1 to 942 and encodes 313 amino acids. Lineage: Eukaryota; Fungi; Ascomycota; Pezizomycetes; Pezizales; Morchellaceae. The transcript has a single exon.